Messenger RNA from Coniosporium apollinis CBS 100218, 1392 nucleotides. RefSeq lists its product as uncharacterized. Gene Ontology annotation, molecular function: G protein-coupled receptor activity. The transcript has 5 exons. Gene Ontology annotation, cellular component: plasma membrane. Bases 1 to 1392 code for a protein of 463 amino acids. Gene Ontology annotation, biological process: cell surface receptor signaling pathway; adenylate cyclase-activating G protein-coupled receptor signaling pathway. NCBI's taxonomy places the organism in Eukaryota, Fungi, Ascomycota, Dothideomycetes. The record is from RefSeq and is a predicted model, not a curated record.
AUGCCCUUCGACCCAUCAAGCAGCCAUGGAACCGCAAUCGAGACCGUGGAGCGAGCCAUGUCCAUCCUUUCGAUACUCGGCACCAACUUCAUUCUUGGCACAUUCGUAGCCUUCCCGGCUUUCCGAAAACCCAUCAACAGACUCAUCCUCUACGCGGCUAUCGGCAAUGCGCUUACAAACGUUGCGACCCUUAUAUCGGUUUCGGGGAUACGGUAUGGAGAAGGCAGCGCGCUGUGUGAAUUCCAAGGUUUCUUGAUCCAGUGGUUCAUGCCCGCAGACUCUUUAUGGACACUGUGUAUGGCUUUCAACGUCUAUCUUACAUUCUUCAAGGGCCGCAAUGCAACAGAUCUCCGCAGGCUGGAGAAGUGGUACUUUUUGUUCUGCUAUGGCUUCCCGCUUCCUCCGCCAAUAAUAUACCUCGUUCUGGACUACACCAAGAACAGACAUGGUCCCCGAAUUUAUGGUCCGGCAACGCUAUGGUGCUGGGUCUCCACUAAAUGGGACUGGAUGCGCCUGACAUUUUUCUACGGCCCUGUCUGGGUCGUCAUAAUAUUAACCCUGUCGAUAUACGUUGCAACAGGCAGAGUUAUCUUCAAGAGACGCGCGCAGCUUCGUGCCUUUACCAAAGAGCACCCCCACGCUCCCGCACCAACUAUCGAGAACCCAUUCGCAUUAACGGAUCUUUCAACCGUUACCAAGACCACUAAGAUCGAAGUGACAACCGAAGUCAUCGAACUAGCUCCCGAAGCCUGCAGCAGCCCAUUGCCAUUCCGACCUGAGUCGCGGAGCUCGUAUUCAAGCGCAAGACCACUCAGCUCUGCUAGCACAUCGGCUGCACCAGCGCCAAACCACAAUUACUCAAGAUCAUGGGGCCAGCUUGACCCAGAGAGGUGGGCUUGCUCGGCGAUCAUUACUGCCGAGACACCUCGGUCCCAUAAGCACCGCACAACCAUGGAGCCCGAAAGUCCCGCCACGAGCGGAGAAAUCGUGGGUGAUGAAGAGGCAGCACCAGCGCGGAAGUCCUUCUCGCACACCAUCCGACGAAGGGUAGCGAACCAGGGAAACGAGGCUGCGUGGGCGUAUGCGAAGGUCGCGAUGCUGAUGUUCAUUGCGCUUGUUGUCGUCUGGGUUCCCUCCACAAUCAACCGCGUAUACUCGUUGGUUCAUGAGCAUAAACCGCGCUUCGCACUCAAUAUCAUUGCUGCUGCAGUGUUACCGCUUCAGGGCUUCUGGAACGCCAUGAUCUACAUCGCGACAUCCUGGCCGCAGUGCAAAGCCGCCUGGCGUCAAGUCUUUUCAUCAAAAGACGCUCGAAAAGACAGUCGCGCUUCGUCAUACACACUGCGAGGAGAACAUCGGCUUCGUUCUCCUUCGUCCGCCGACUUGCCUUAA